Molecule: messenger RNA, 1119 nt
Organism: Trematosphaeria pertusa
Lineage: Eukaryota; Fungi; Ascomycota; Dothideomycetes; Pleosporales; Trematosphaeriaceae
Product: acyl-CoA thioesteras-like protein
Exons: 2
Coding region: 1-1119 (372 amino acids)
Biological process (GO): fatty acid catabolic process; acyl-CoA metabolic process
Cellular component (GO): peroxisomal matrix
Molecular function (GO): fatty acyl-CoA hydrolase activity
Source: RefSeq, a predicted model, not a curated record
AUGGUUCCUCGACCCUACUUCGAUGCUCAAGGUCGCGUUCUACCAUUCGACCAGGUAAUGCAAUUAGAAAUAAUCGACGAUCGAACAUUUCGCUCUACAACCAAGGCCUAUUCGCCAACUGGAGGAGAAAAUGGGACGUACGGCGGUCAUGUGUAUGCACAAGCUGCUUGGGCAGCUGCACAGACCGUGGACGAAGGGUACCUGAUCCAUGACAUCACCGGUUGGUUCACACUUGGUGGCCGGCCCACGGAGUACUUCGUCUAUACAGUCCACAAGAUUCGUGACGGAUACAACUACUGCACGCGAACUGUGACCGUCACUCAAGCCGCGGAGAAGGGCACCAUGUUCACGUGCACCUGCUCCUUCAAACGAGAUGAAGGCUCGCCUACCGACUUCCAACACAGAGUGGAUUUGAAGGGGCACUAUCGUGUUGUGCUGGAAGGAAAGGAAGACGAGCCAAUGGAACACCCUGUGGCGCCGAGCAAUGAUUCCGUAUACUUUCGCGAGACGUAUCUGCCACAACAUCCAGAACACUUCAAUCCUAUAGCAGGCCUACAUCUGCGAAAAGUCGACAUGAAGAGGUACAACGACGUGCGGAUGCCGCUAGAUCGAAGGCAGCUAAUAUUCUAUACGCUGCGUGGAUCGCUUCCGCUGCCAACCGCGCCAUAUCCACCCAUCUCAGCCACGUUCUCCGUUACGAGGGAAGCGAAUCUUCAUGCAUGUGCACACCUCUACGCAUCAGAUCGCAACUCCCUCUUCAUCAUUCCGAACCAUCUCUCCCUGGGCAGAGAGUUCACUAGAAUGGCCUCGCUCUCUCACACUGUCAUCUUCCACGUUGGUAUAAAAGACCUCGUCAUGCCAGCAGAGCCUCGCACAAAUCAUCCAAACGCUGAUCCAACUCUGUUCGACGAAGGGUCGCUACCACUUUGUAAUCUCGAACCCUAUGGUAGAGGGGAUAAAGAUGGCCGCAAAUGGUUUGUGCAAGAAUCUUGGACUACGCGGGCAGCUGGCGGACGAGGACUACAUAUGAGUCGUAUGUGGGAUUAUGGAAGUGGCACGCAUAUCGCGACUACGAUCCAGGAUGGCUUGAUUCGAUUCAAGCCGGGGACGAAGUUGUAG